AUGAAACAUUUGACUCUCUCUACAGUCUUAUUUUUCCUCUCUUCCCUUCACACUGCUUCUCAGACACUUGACAAGGGGAAAUUUUUAAUCUACAAUGUGGACACUCAGCUGUGUUUGGAGGCUCAGAGCUCUGGAGCAGUCACAGCAGCUGCCUGCAAGACAAACACAGAGUCACAAGAGUUCAAGUGGGUGUCUGAGCAGCGAGUGCUGAGCGUGGCCUUUGCACAGUGCUUGGGAGUGCCCCACAGGCAAAGCCAGGCCCACAUCUCUUUGUACUCCUGCCACCAGCAAAGGGCAUUCCUGACAUGGGAGUGCAGAAAUGGGACCCUGGCACUCCAAGGGGAAAGCUUAUUUCUCAGUGCUGGCAACAGGCAAGAGGACAAUGCUGUGCUGAGCACAGGACCAGCCCAGAGGUGGAGGAUCUACGGAACCAGGGAGGAUUUGUGCUCUCGAGGCCAUGAAGAGCUGUUCACCCUGGCAGGAAAUGCCAACGGAGCUGCCUGUGCCUUCCCCUUCCGGCUGGGGGGCAGCUGGCACAGCGAGUGCACGGCGGCUGGCAGGGCUGACGGCUUGCUCUGGUGUGCCACCACCCCCAGCUUCGACCAGGACCAUCUCUAUGGCUUCUGUCCCACUGGCUACACAGACAGAUUCUGGAGCACAGAUCCUUUGACAGGAGCACACUACCAGGUAAACCACCAGGCAGCUCUCACCUGGCACCAAGCAAGGCAGAGCUGCCAGCAGCAGGAAGCAGAACUGCUGAGUGUCACAGAGCUCCAGGAGCAGCAGUAUCUGAGAGACUUGAUUGACAGCAAGAGAUCCUCUCUCUGGAUUGGGCUUAACCACCUGAACCUCAACAGCAGCUGGCAGUGGAGUGGUGGCCUUCCCUUCAGGUACCUGAACUGGGCACCAGGAAGCCCUGAGCCUGAGCCUGAGCACCUCUGUGCAGUCCUGAACCCCAGAAGAGAUGGGAAAUGGGAGGCUCAGCCCUGUGAGCUGAAACUUGGCUACAUCUGCAAAAAGGAAAACUCCACUCAGGAUCUCCUCAGUCUCCCAGCAGGACACUCAGAGCCUGUUCAGUGCCCAGAAGGAUGGUUGGCCUAUGGAGAUCACUGCUUCAUGCUUCACAGAGACCGCAGAGCAUGGCAUGAAGCCCUAAAGUCCUGCAAUGAGAGCCAUGGCAAUCUGGCCAGCAUCCACAGCCCCCAGGAGCACAGCUCCCUGCUCUCUCAGCUUGGCUACAAAUCUGUGGAUGAGCUGUGGAUUGGUCUGAAUGAUCUCAACACCCCAAUGUUCUUUGAAUGGAGUGAUGGCACUCCUGUGACAUACACCAGAUGGCUGCCUGGAGAACCAACCCAUGCCAUCCACAGGCAGGAAGAUUGUGUCCUUCUGGCUGGAGAGGAUGGGCACUGGGCAGACAGUGCCUGUGACAGAGAGCUGGGCUACAUCUGCAGAAGAGACCCUGUACAAGGAGCUCCUGGGAGAGCAGAGGAGAACCCUGGCUGCCCAAAGGGCUGGCAAAGACAAGGGUUUCACUGCUACCUGGUUGGACACACCUCUGAAACCUUCUCAGAAGCAAAGAGAGCCUGUGAAAGGGGCAGUGGCUAUUUAACAACUAUAGGAGACAGGUAUGAGCAAGCCUACCUGACCAGCCUCCUUGCUCUGCGCCCCGAGAGGUCCUUCUGGAUCGGUCUCUCUGACACCAAGGAGCAAGGGAUGUUCACCUGGGUGACUGGAGAAGGUGUCCUCUACACACACUGGAAUGCAGCCAUGCCUGGGAAUGAAGCUGGCUGUGUUGCCCUGAGGACUGGAACCGCAGCUGGACUCUGGGAUGUUCAGAACUGUGACAUCAAGGCAAAAUUUCUCUGCAAAAAAAUGGCUGAGAAGGUCACUCUUCCUCCUGCUCCUGAGACCCCUUCUGAUGCCAAAUGUCCCCUGGGUUGGGACACAAGGAACAGCACUCAUUUAUGCUUCAGGCCUUUUGUGAGAGAGGAAAACCAAAAGAAAACAUGGUUUGAAGCCCAGGAUUUCUGCAGACACAUAGGAGGAGAUCUGGCUGCCAUUACAAGUGAAGAGGAGCAAAUGGUGGUGGAAAACUCAAUAAUGAGAAAAUCCUCAUCACUUCAGCCUUUCUGGAUAGGUUUGCAGUGCCUGGACCCUGAGGGUGGGCUCUCCUGGAGCGAUGGAUCACCGGUGAAUUACAAGAAAGAUGGUUCCUUUUACUGCGCUGGGUUUGGAUGCUGUGGAGCCAUCAGUGAUUCCAUGGCAUGGACUGCUGAGCGCUGUCAAUACAGUCACAGCUGGGUUUGUCAGAUAAAGAAAGGGACAACCUUAAAACCAGAACCUGCUCCUUCUGCCACCUACGAAGUCACAGAAGAUGGCUGGGUGGUCCAUGGAGACAAGCAAUACUUCCUGAGCCAAGAAACUGCCUCCAUGGAGCAAGCCAGAGCCUUCUGCAGGAGCAGCCACGGCGAGCUCGCCACCAUCGGCGACAACAGCCAGCGGAAAUUCCUCUGGAGAUAUGUCUUGAAAAAUGGCAAAGUGAACUCCUACCUCAUAGGAUUAACUCAGCCUUCCUAUCACCAGCUGAGAUGGAUGGAUGGCAGCCCAGUGAAUUACACAGCCUGGGCAGAGAAUCAGCCCAGCUUUUCACAUGGGUUAGAAAACUGUGUAGUCUUAAAUAAAGAGGAUGGCCUGUGGAAUGAUGUCAACUGUGGUUUUUCCAAUGGCUAUAUCUGCCAGAGGCACAAAAGGGCUGAAAACCAACUACCUCCUUCAGCAGUGCCUUCACCUCCUGGAGGCUGUCCUGAAAACUGGCUUUUCUUUAAAAACAAGUGUUACAAAUUCUUUAGCUAUGCCUAUGUGAACUGGAAUACUGCAAGGAGAAGGUGUCUGGACCUUGGAGGAGAUCUGGCAAGCAUCCACAGUGAGCAAGAACAAGCCUUUCUCACUCUCCAGCUGAAGAAUGUUUUCCUUGAGCCCUGGAUUGGCUUGAAUGAUAUAACCAGUGAACUCAACUUCAUCUGGUCUGAUGGAAGUGCUGUCUCCUACAAAAACUGGGCUCCAGAUUCCCCCAAAGAUGGAGAUCGUGUUCUCUUCGACUCUCUGCACCCAGAGGAUGGCCACAACCUCCAACAGUUUGAUUGUGUUUCUCUGAAGAAAGGUCCUGCUGAGGACAUAGGAAAAUGGGACAACAAGGAGUGCUACAAAGCCUUAGGGUACCUAUGCCAGAAGAAAAGUGAUCCUGAGCUUUUUCAGCCACCUGCAACAGGACUGGCCUUGGCUUCUGCCCGCUCUGGUGGCGUCAGCUAUUCUGUCACCCGGUCCAGAAUGUCCUGGGAGGAAGCCCGGAAAAGCUGCAACAACAACGGCUCCGAGCUCGCCAGUGUCUUAGACCCAUACAGCCAGGCACUGCUCUUCUUGCUUGCCCAGGAACACAGAGAGCCUCUCUGGAUUGGUCUCAACAGCAACAUGACCAAGGGCAAUUACCAAUGGACUGACAGAUGGAGAUUAGGUUACAGCAAAUGGGCCAGAGGGGAGCCAAAGCAGAGGUUAGCAUGUGUUUACCUGGACACUGAUGGCACCUGGAAGACAGCUUCCUGCAAGGACAAACUCUUCUCUGUCUGCAAAAAUUCAGCUGAAAUGGCCCCUACUGAUCCCCCCCAACUCCCUGGGAAAUGCCCUGAAGCAAGAGGACACACAUCUUGGGUACCUUUCCAUGGGCACUGCUACUACUUUGAGGCCUCCAGAAAGAGAACCUGGUCUCAGGCUCGUGAGGAAUGUGCCAGACUAGGUGCCAACCUGGUGUCAGCAGGAGACUACACUGAAGCACACUUUCUGUCAGACACCAUAAAGAUACUGUAUGGAAAAUCACUGAACUUCUGGAUUGGGCUGCAGAGGACUGAUGAAGGAGAGUGGGCAUGGACAGACAAAUCUGGGCUGGGCUUUGCCAACUGGCAACUGGGAGAGCCUGCAAACAGAAAGUACAAAGACUGUGGAGAAGUGUGUGCACUAACUGGCUACUGGAACACCAAUGUCUGCUCAUUCAGAAAGGGAUAUAUCUGCAAAAAGCCAAAGACUGCAGUGAGCAGAGAGAUGUCUCCUGAAAAUCCAGAAGGGAAGAUGGAGCAAGGACUUUCCACUGGCACCAUCUGGCUGCUCGUUCUCCUGGCCCUGUCUCUAGUGGGAGCUGGAAGUGCUAUGUAUUUCUGCUUGAGGAGGAGAAGACAAACCCUGAGGGAUACUUCAACCAGUAUGAGUGCCCUGGAAGCACCUGUGGGUACCCAGGAGAAGGAUGCUCACACCAACAUGUAACCUGACAGAGCCAGCUGCUGACUUGAUGAAACCUCAGGCCAGCUUGGCAUUU
Dryobates pubescens (Downy woodpecker) is the source of this 4363-nucleotide messenger RNA. Its product is annotated as macrophage mannose receptor 1. The transcript is spliced from 30 exons. The record is from RefSeq and is a predicted model, not a curated record. Gene Ontology annotation, molecular function: signaling receptor activity. Bases 1 to 4311 code for a protein of 1436 amino acids. NCBI's taxonomy places the organism in Eukaryota, Metazoa, Chordata, Aves, Piciformes, Picidae.